This is a messenger RNA of Chlorella variabilis, 2706 nucleotides long. RefSeq lists its product as hypothetical. Lineage: Eukaryota; Viridiplantae; Chlorophyta; Trebouxiophyceae; Chlorellales; Chlorellaceae. The transcript has 20 exons. The coding region runs from base 1 to 2706 and encodes 901 amino acids. The record is from RefSeq and is a predicted model, not a curated record.
AUGGCGACCACGCAGGCCGCGAUGCUGCGAGCCAAGCUGUUUGGUGGGGCCACCACCGGCUCGGGCCUGUCCAGCAGCGUGUCAGCGGGCCAGCACACCUCCGAGGCGCUGCGCCAGGCCACGGACAAGCUCGCGAGGGAGCAGAUUCAGUCGGAGGCGAGCGUGGCCCUGUACCGGGCCAAGCUGGGAGAGGCGCAGGGGGCCGUGAAGAGGCUGGAGGAGGCGUACGUGUCCCAGAUCCAGGCCAACGCCAAGCUGCAAGCUAAGGUCAAGAGCGACUACGGCCUGCUGUCGCAGCUGAGCGCGGCCGUGACCAAGGCCCAGGGGCAGUACCAGAGCCUGCAGCUGGCACACGACCAGCUGGCAGUGCAGCUGCAGAAGGCAGAGGCGGAGCGCACCGCUCUGGCGAACGCCAUGACCACCCGGGCCGAGGCGCUGGCGGCGCUGGAAGGCAGGUGCCAGCAGAGCUGGGAGCACGGCAAGGGCCUGCAGGGCAGGCUUGACGAGGCGGCGGCGGCAAACGAAGCGCUGGCGGCUGACUUGGAGCGAUCGCAGGCCGACCUGGAGGAUAAGGCCAAGGUGCAGGCCGAGGCGGAGCAGCGCGCCGCCCAGCUGGCUGCCGACCUGGCGACGGCGCAGCGGGAGCGUGAGGGCCUGCAGGAGCGCCUGGCGACCAGCACCGCGCAGGUGGACCAGCUGAGCCGGGAGCUGUCGGGCACGAGCACCCGCCUGGCCGACACCGAGAGCGCCAAGGCCGCCCUGGAGGCGGCGGUCCAGGAGCGCGAGAGGGAGGCGCGGCAGCUGGCGGCAGACCUGGCCAGCGCGUGGGAGGUCGCCAAGCAGGCAGAGGCGCAGCAUGCCGCCGCGCUGCGGGCCAAGAGCGGGGAGCUGGAGGAUCUGGCCACGCAGCACGCCUCGGAGCUGGAGGGCAAGGCGGCUGAGCUGGCCGCCAUCGCCGCCGCCAAGGAGGGUCUGGAGGGCGAGCUGGCGGGCAGGGCUGAGGCCCUGGGCGAGCUCAGGGCGCAGCUGGCGCAGCUGCGAGAGGAGGCGGAGGCCGUGGAGGCCACCCAGGCCGGCAAGCUGGAGGAGCUGUCCACUCAGCUGCAGGCCGCCUCGGUGCAGCACAGCAAGGAGAUGCGGGCGCUGGCGGACAGGCACCGGCGGGAGCAGGAGCAGGAGACGGAGCGCACCGCCCAGAAGCUGGGCAGCACCAUGCAGGAGAUGAACAGGGUGAGGGUGGAGCUGGAGAAGGAGAAGAAGGAGGCGGAGGGGGCGCGCGCGGCGGCAGACGAGAUGGGAACCACCCAGACGGCGAUUCAGGGGCGGUUUGCCCAGGAGAGGGUGGCGCUGGAGGCGCGGCUGGAGGAGCAGAGGCGGGAGGUGGAGGAGGAGCGGCGCAAGGCAGAGGCGGCAACGGCAGCUGCCGCCGAGCGGGAGCACGCCGCCGACCAGGCGCUGGCCGCUGCGGAGAGCAGGGGCAAGGCAGCGCAGGAGCUGGCUGCCCAGCGUGCCGGCAAGGUGGAGGAGCUGGCGGCGGAGGUCAAGGCCAGGCAGGAGGCGCUGGACAGGCUGGACCGGGAGAAUGGCGCCAACCUGCUCAAGCUGGACAGCCUGAAUGACAGCCUGCGCAGGUGCGAGGAGAAGCUGGCGGCUGCAGAGGCGCAGCACGCGCAGCUCAGCAAGGCGCUCAGUGGCAAGGAGCAGGUGCUGGCCAAGCGGGAGGCUGAGCUGGCGGGGGCGGAGCAGCGCAUCGAGGCGCUGGAGGAGGAUCUGACGCAGAAGACAAACAUGCUCAAGGGCAUCUCACAGGUGGCGGCCCACGUGGCGGGCGGCGGCGGCGAGGCGGCGGCCCCUCCCCCGGCUGCCACCCAGGUCGACGGCAGGGGCAGGGCACCGCCAGGCGGGGCGCACCGCUCUACGGCGAAACCGGCUGGCGGCCGCGCCACAAAGAAGGUGUCCAUCCGGGAGCCGGGUGACCUGACUGCCACCAGCGAGGACGAGGAGUCGAGUGAGGAGGAGGAGGAGGAGGCCAACCCGCACCGCGCGCUGGUGCCCGCCAACGGCAAGAGGCAGCAGGAGCGCCGCUCGCGCAUGCACCCCAGCCAGCGCCCCACCAGCCAGCGCCCCGCCAGCCAGCCCCAGGCCCCGCAGCCGCCCUCCCGCCCCAUCAUCACAGAGGUGGACAGCGGGGACGAGGCGGGGCGGGAGCAGGAGGAGGAGGAGGCGCCGGCAGAGCGGCGGCGCGAGCGCCGGGCUGCGCCCCAGCCGGUGGCGCCUGCUGAGCCAGAGGAGGAGGAGGACGAGGGGCGGGCUCGCGGGCGCAAGCGCAGCGGGCGCGCCGCCUCCAGCAGGCAGACGGCGGGCUCCAAGAAGCCGCGGGGCGGCUCCGCGCUCAGCGGCAUGCGCGGCCUGUUCAGCAUGCAGCCCUGCCCUGCCCUGACCUUCCUGUGCUGCCUUGGCUGCAUACGCAUCUGCCUGCAGACUGCCAGCCAGGGCGUGAGCACGGGGGCCAACACCAAGGGCGCCAAGAGCAAGGCCACCGCCACAUCGGGGCACCGCAAGCAGAUGGGCGGCAGCGGGGCUGCCAAGAGCAAGAAGAAGCCGGCGGCGGCGGCGGGGGCGGCCAUGAACCUGUUUGGCAACGAGAUCUUUGGCGCCUUUGGCGGCUACGGCGGCGGCUUUGGCUUUGACGAUGUCAGCCCCUGA